GCCGGGCGGGCCGAGACCGCGAACGGGCGAGAGGCGUCGAGGCUGCGGGAUGAUGUCGGUGCGGGUGGCGGCCCCACCGGCCGUGGAGCUCAAGGAGCUGGCCGGGCCCCUGGAGAAGCCCCCCGCCGCCGCCGCCGCCGCCUGCUCGCCGCCGCCGCCGCACGCCGAGCCCGGCCUGGCCGUGGCGGGGGAGAGCGCAGCCCCGGCCCCCGGCGCGGCGGCGAAGGCCCCCCAGGCCUCGGCCAUGAAGCGCUGCGAGCCGCCGCCGCCCGCGCAGGCCCCGCCGCCUCGCCCCGCGGGCGACGGGGGCGACGGCGGGGGCGGGCCGCUGGGCGAGGCGCUGGUCAGCCCCGACGGGACCGUCACGGAGGCGCCGCGCACCGUGAAGAAGAUCCAGUUUGCUGACCAAAAGCAAGAAUUCAACAAGCGUCCCACGAAGAUCGGUCGCCGUUCACUAUCCCGUUCCAUUUCUCAGUCGUCGACAGAUAGUUACAGCUCUGCUGCCUCCUACACCGACAGCUCUGACGACGAGACCUCUCCCCGGGACAAGCAGCAGAAGAGCAGCAAAGGGAGCAGUGACUUCUGUGUGAAGAACAUCAAACAGGCUGAAUUUGGGCGUAGGGAAAUCGAAAUUGCGGAACAAGAAAUGCCUGCGCUCAUGGCCUUGAGGAAACGUGCUCAGGGAGAGAAGCCAUUGGCCGGAGCCAAGAUCGUGGGUUGUACUCACAUCACGGCUCAAACUGCUGUUCUCAUGGAAACUCUUGGUGCCUUGGGGGCUCAGUGCCGGUGGGCUGCCUGCAACAUCUACUCCACCCUCAACGAAGUGGCGGCUGCCCUGGCUGAGAGCGGGUUCCCUGUCUUUGCCUGGAAGGGAGAAUCCGAGGAUGAUUUCUGGUGGUGUAUUGAUCGCUGUGUCAAUGUCGAAGGGUGGCAGCCGAACAUGAUCCUGGAUGAUGGUGGGGAUCUCACACACUGGAUCUAUAAGAAGUACCCAAACAUGUUCAAGAAAAUCAAGGGCAUUGUAGAAGAGAGCGUUACCGGUGUUCAUAGGUUGUACCAACUCUCGAAGGCUGGCAAGCUUUGUGUCCCAGCAAUGAAUGUCAAUGAUUCAGUCACCAAGCAGAAGUUCGACAACUUGUAUUGCUGCCGAGAAUCUAUUCUGGACGGUCUUAAAAGGACAACUGAUAUGAUGUUUGGAGGAAAGCAAGUGGUGGUCUGUGGCUACGGAGAGGUUGGGAAAGGGUGUUGUGCUGCCCUGAAGGCCAUGGGCUCCAUUGUAUAUGUGACCGAGAUUGAUCCCAUUUGUGCUCUACAAGCCUGCAUGGAUGGCUUCCGUCUUGUGAAACUUAAUGAAGUGAUUCGGCAAGUCGACAUCGUUAUCACCUGCACAGGCAACAAAAAUGUAGUGACUAGAGAACAUCUUGAUAGGAUGAAGAACAGUUGUAUUGUUUGUAACAUGGGACAUUCCAACACGGAAAUAGAUGUGGCAAGCUUGCGCACCCCAGAGCUGACCUGGGAACGGGUGAGGUCUCAGGUUGACCACGUCAUUUGGCCAGAUGGGAAGAGAAUCGUCUUGCUGGCCGAAGGACGCCUCUUGAACCUCAGCUGUUCCACAGUGCCAACCUUUGUGCUCUCCAUCACAGCCACCACCCAGGCGCUGGCCCUGAUCGAGCUGUACAAUGCCCCCGAGGGCCGUUACAAGCAGGAUGUUUACCUGCUGCCGAAGAAGAUGGAUGAAUACGUGGCGAGUCUUCACCUCCCCACCUUCGAUGCGCAUCUGACGGAACUGACGGAUGAGCAGGCGAAGUACUUGGGGCUAAACAAAAACGGGCCUUUUAAACCCAACUAUUACAGGUAUUAACCUCCUGCGGCUGCCGCUGAAAGGAAGGGGCGGACCGGAUCCCAAGGCCUCCCUGGCUGCCUUGCAGGACGAACCAGCACGAGCUCCUGAACUCAGAACCAGGCUGCCCUAGUGCACAGUGUGUUAGGUUAUUUAUUUAUUAAACUAGAAUACCGUACUUGCA
Candoia aspera is the source of this 2024-nucleotide messenger RNA. RefSeq names its product adenosylhomocysteinase like 2 (gene AHCYL2). The transcript has 17 exons. NCBI's taxonomy places the organism in Eukaryota, Metazoa, Chordata, Lepidosauria, Squamata, Candoiidae. Gene Ontology annotation, biological process: L-methionine cycle. Gene Ontology annotation, cellular component: cytosol. The record is from RefSeq and is a predicted model, not a curated record. The coding region runs from base 50 to 1861 and encodes 603 amino acids.